This is a messenger RNA of Meloidogyne enterolobii, 1919 nucleotides long. The record is from the annotation of a GenBank genome assembly. NCBI's taxonomy places the organism in Eukaryota, Metazoa, Nematoda, Chromadorea, Rhabditida, Meloidogynidae.
CUGAUGAUACAUUUACUUGGCGUUAUUGGCAAAAGUUGCAAUUUAUGGCUAAGCCAAAAAAUCAACAAAAACCAGUAAAAAUAACAAUUCCCGAAGAAAAAAAGGAUGCUCUUAUAUCUGCUUGCAAGGAUCGUCCUAUUCUUUGGGAUCGUUCUCAUCCUGAUUACAAAAAUAUUGUUCAAAGAGCCUAUGCCUUUGAUGAAGUGGCUAAAAUACUUUCUGAUGAUUAUCAUAAAUAUUCUAGAGUAAAAGUAGGGUUUAUUUGGCGAAGUUUGCUUUCCACUUUCUAUGUAAUUUCAAAGGGAGUUGAAUCAAAUGGAGAAGCUAGUGAUACAUUGCAAUUUCUUGCUAAUAAACAAUUUCUUGCUAAUAACGAGCAAAUAAAUAACAGAAUUGAAGAGCAGCCUGCUAGUACUGGAACACAAAAAUCAAAAUCAUCUCAAGAAGAUUUUCGCAAAGGCAGUCAAGACUACGUUUUGUUUACUUCCGAGCAAAAAGAAGCUUUUAUUGAUGCUAUUCGGGAACGUCAAAUUAUUUGGGGUUUUAUGCCACGUAACUUCGAGGAGUUUCAAGAAAGGAGAGCUGCCUAUAAUGAAGUCGCUGAAAUUCUUUCCAACGAUAAAUCAAAAUAUACAGGACCAGAAAUGCAAUAUUUGUGGCAUAAUUUACGUGUUGCAUUUCAACAUAGGUUGAAAAAAGUUAUUGCAAAUGAAGGAGAUGAUAGUAAAAUUACUUGGAUUUAUUGGAAAAAGUUAAAAUUUAUUGAAGAAUAUGAGCGUACAAAAAUAAAUAUAAGAAUGCCCGAGCAAGCGUCGUCUCUUAAUUCAAAAAAAGCGGGCGAAGAAGAAGGGGAGGAAGAACAAAUAAACGAGCCGUCUACGAGUGAUAACUAUUAUCAUGCUUCUCAAAAGGAAAAAGAUUUUGACAACUUGACUUCUAUGACUGUUGAUUUGUCUAAUUUUGCCAUCUUUCCUGAUGAAGUUGAAAAGGGUGUUAAAAAGUUGGAUGGCCAUGUCCAUGUUAAAACAAGAAGUUCGACAUGUAACAAUGAUAAUAUUUUGUCAAUUAAUGCUAGUCCAAAGUUGACCAAUUCGAGUAACUCGACAAACAGCCAAAUUGAUGAAUGGAAGAAAAAAUCUCGUCAUUUUACAAAUUGUGCACAUACGGAUACAUGUGAUCCUUUUGGAUUAUUUGAGGCAAAUGAAGAGAAUAUUUGUUUUAGCUGUUUGGAGAUUAGAGCUAACUUAAGAGAAAAGGCCAUUUUAAUGUGGGACGGUGAACAAUUGGAACAACAACUUUGUGAUUAUGCAUAUUUCCAUGCCAUUAAAAUAUUUAAUCCUAAUGCUGAAUAUCAAUUUGCUAAUUCAAAAUCUCAACAUCCUUAUUUCCUUUCUUAUAAAAAUAUUAGACAACAAGUAAAAAUUAUUCUUAAAAAUUUGUCUUCUUUAUUUAAUUUCCCUUCUGAAAUGAUUAAUGCUGCAAAAAGAGCUUUUAUGAAACAGACAAAAAAUAAUCAAAACGCUUUGAGAAUUUCUACAUAUUGCAAGCCUAAUAAUUUCAUCGUCUGUUUUCGCCAUGCAAAAUUGUUUUGUAUUUAUUAUCGUCUUCUCCACAUGGAUUGGAAUAUUCAUUGGAAUUGUUAUUUGAGGAUAUCUCAAAUUCAAAAACGUUUGCCUAAUUUGAAUGAUUCUAAUGUUAUAAAUGCUAUUGAUCCUCAAAUUUUUAUGUAUAUUUCGAAGGAAUAUUUUUCUUUAUUUAAAAUGCUGGAUGAACGCUUAUAUGAUGGAAGUGAUGGAAACAAAAAAAAUUUUAAUCAUACAGUUACGGACUCGUUACUUGAAGGCUUUUAUAGCUGGGACAAAUUUAAUGAUUAUAUUAAGGAUAUGGGAAUAUUGAAAAGAAUAGAAGAAGAAAAAUAG